GUGACAAUUAAUCUCUCUUCACUGGAAAGUAGAAACCCUCAUCAUAGAAGUCUCUGGAACCCGAGCUGCCUCACUCUUACCACCUUCAUAAAGCCCACUCAACGCUUCAUUCUCAUUAACUUUAAUCUCCCUUUAUCUCUCUAUCUAGAUCUUUCCUUGUAUUUUUAGCAAACUAAGAGAGCCAUGGAUGAAGACUUCGAUAUUCCAGCUGCCAAUGAGAUGAUGGACGAGGACAUGGAUCUUCCUGGCGAUGCUCCGAUUUUGAAGGUGGGUGAAGAGAAGGAGAUCGGCAACCAAGGACUCAAAAAGAAGCUCCUCAAGGAGGGUGAAGGCUGGGACACUCCUGACAACGGCGAUGAAGUUGAAGUUCAUUACACUGGAACUUUGCUGGAUGGCAGUAAGUUUGAUUCCAGUCGUGAUAGGGGCACGCCUUUCAAGUUCACGCUUGGUCAAGGAAGUGUUAUCAAAGGAUGGGACCUGGGUAUUAAGACGAUGAAGAAAGGUGAAAAUGCACUUUUCACCAUUCCUUCUGAGCUUGCUUAUGGUGAGUCGGGUUCACCACCAACCAUUCCUCCUAAUGCAACACUUCAGUUCGAUGUUGAAUUGCUGUCUUGGACUAGUGUCAAGGACAUUUGUAAGGAUGGUGGGAUUUUCAAAAAGAUUCUCGUUGAAGGAGAGAAAUGGGAGAAUCCAAAGGAUCUGGACGAAGUGUUAGUGAAUUAUGAAGCAAGACUGGAGGAUGGUACAGUUGUUGCAAAAGCAGAUGCUGUAGAGUUUACAGUCAAAGAUGGUCAUUUCUGUCCUGCAUUGUCGAGUGCUGUUAAGACAAUGAAGAAGGGAGAGAAAGUGCUUCUUACAGUGAAGCCACAAUAUGGAUUUGGAGAAAAGGGAAAACAUGCUUCGGGCAAUGAAGGUGCAGUUCCACCAAAUGCCAAUCUUCAGAUUGCUUUGGAGUUAGUUUCAUGGAAGACUGUGUCCGAUGUAACUGAUGACAGGAAGGUUAUCAAGAAGAUCCUGAGAGAAGGGGAGGGAUAUGAGCGUCCCAAUGAUGGAUCAGUUGUUAAAGUGAAAUUGAUUGGGAAACUGCAAGAUGGUACAGUGUUUUUGAAAAAGGGCCAUGGUGAGGAAGAGGAACUGUUUGAGUUUAAGACAGAUGAAGAACAAGUUAUUGAGGGGCUUGAUAGAGCCAUGAUGACAAUGAAGAAAAAUGAGGUAGCUCUGCUGACUAUAGCACCGGAGUAUGCUUUUGGCUCAUCUGAGUCAAAGCAGGACCUGGCUGUGGUACCUCCUAACUCAACUGUGUACUAUGAGGUUGAGCUGGUGUCAUUUGCCAAGGAGAAGGAAUCAUGGGACAUGAACACCCAGGAAAAGAUUGAAGCUGCUGGUAAGAAGAAGGAAGAAGGCAAUACAUUGUUCAAGGCAGGCAAAUAUGCAAGAGCCUCAAAGAAAUAUGAAAAGGCUGUGAAGUACAUUGAGUAUGAUUCUUCCUUCAGUGAAGAGGAGAAAAAGCAGGCAAAGGCACUGAAGGUUGCUUGCAAUCUGAAUGAUGCUGCUUGCAAGCUAAAAUUGAAAGAAUACAAGCAGGCAGAAAAAUUGUGCACCAAGGUGCUUGAGUUGGAGAGUAGAAAUGUUAAAGCCCUGUAUAGAAGGGCACAGGCAUACAUUCAUAUGUCGGAUUUGGAUUUGGCCGAGUUUGAUAUCAAGAAAGCACUUGAGAUUGAUCCUGACAACAGGGAUGUCAAGCAGGAAUACAAAACUUUGAAGGAGAAGCUGAAGGAAUUCAACAAAAAGGAGGCCAAGUUUUACGGCAACAUGUUUGCCAAGAUGAGUAAAUUGGGCUCUGAGUCUAAUAAAGCAGAAGCUAAGGAGGCAGAGCCCAUGAGCAUUGACAGCAAGGCAUAAAUGGAGUCAAAAAAAUCUAAUUUUUCUUGGUCUUUCGGCCUAGAUAAUAAGACCAAGAAUGGAAAGUUGUGUUGGACCUUUUAUUGCCUGUGAAACUGACCAUAAUUUUAUCAA
Messenger RNA from Pistacia vera, 2016 nucleotides. Its product is annotated as peptidyl-prolyl cis-trans isomerase FKBP62-like. The transcript is spliced from 13 exons. NCBI's taxonomy places the organism in Eukaryota, Viridiplantae, Streptophyta, Magnoliopsida, Sapindales, Anacardiaceae. The coding region runs from base 184 to 1902 and encodes 572 amino acids. Gene Ontology annotation, molecular function: peptidyl-prolyl cis-trans isomerase activity; protein binding. The record is from RefSeq and is a predicted model, not a curated record.